AUGAGUGAUCAGAAAGUUUAUGAAAAGAAUAAAAGUAAAUAAAAUUUAUAGAUUAAUUUGUUACCAUUGAUCGAAUAGGAAGGUAGUUAGCAAUUAGAAAAAAAUAAAACAGAAGAGAAAAAUGGAUAAGAUACAAAUUAUCUAAGUGUUCCUGAAGAAAAGCAAUAUGAUGAAAUUCUUAUAUUUAAAAGUGCCAUGGAAAAAGGACUUAAAUUUAAUAACUUAGAAUAAUGUUUUAGGCUCAUAUUUUCAACUAUUAAAUAGUUUAUCACUGAUUACACUUCAAAAUUAGGUUUGAGAUAAAGUGAACUAGCAAGAAACGAAUAAGCCAAUAACUGCUUGAUGGAGUACAACAAACUUAUGGAGUAUUAGUGUUAUGAUUUGAUAAGGAUAGCUCUUGAAUUUGUUCUCACAGACGAAUGUGAAAUAGGAUUUUAGCUUAAACCUACAAAAUCAAAAAAAUAUAAGAGUUAAAUGUAUAUUUCUAAGCUUAAGUAGCAUUUUAAAAAUAAAAGAAGAGGCUCUUUACAAAACCUUUUUACAAAGCUCUCCUUAGUGGAAAAAAGCAAUAAAAUAAACUACUUUGCUGAGGACUCAGAUGAAGAGGGAUUCUUUGAUGGUGUUAGUGUUUGCGAUGAUAAUUAAACAGACACCGCUAGAUCGCUGAAAAUAAAAAAUACACUAAAAAUGGAGUUUGUAGACAGUGACUUGAAUUUUUAGCAUGGAGGAGGAGUUUCAAACGCUAAAGUUAAAGAAUUUGAAGAGAAAAUAAAAGAAUUAGAAAACCUUGUAAAAAUAAGAGAUGAACAAAUAUAAGGACUAACAACAGGAUAUAUUAAAGAUUUAACUCACAUGAAAGAAAUGAUUUUUCGUAAAUAAAAUAUUGACGAAAUAGAGUUCUAUGAAGUGUAGUAUUUCGAUGGCACAUCAAAUUUAGAUGAAAAAACUAGACUAGCCCUAAACGAUAAACUCAAAACUCUUAAAUAAAAUUUUGAAAUAAAGACAAGAGAAUAUGUAAAAAAAAUUUUUUUUCUCAGCAAUGAGUAUGAGAAACUAAAAAAGUAGUAUAACUAGAUAGCUGCUAACAAGGGAGAUACAAUGGAAAUGUUUAAAAAAAUAUUUGAGUGCUAAGAAAACCCAUAUAUUUUAUGGAAGUAGAUUUAAGAAAUUAAAGGAAACAAAUUCUUUUUUGACGUAUUUGAAAGAUAGAGGCCAGAGUUUGGAAUAAAUUAUAAGGAAGUAAACUAAAUGCUAAUGAGUAAAAAGGCUUAUGAAAAAGAAUACAACUACUAUAAAGAAUAAAAUGAUGAAUCUUUGAUCAAUUUAAUUAAAAAAUGCAGCGGUUAAUUAGAUGAAAUAAGGUAAGAGUUAGAAGAGAAAGAAGAAGAACUUUUAAAAUUAAAGUCAGAGCAGAAAGAAGAUAAUUAAAAGAAAAUGGAAAGACAAAUUGCCAAUAUGAAAUCGUAUCUUGAAUAGAAGGAAUCGGAAUUGUAUACUAAGUUUGAAAGUGAUCGAAAUUAGAUUGUAAAUGAAUAUGAAGAUGCUGAUAAAUGGAGUAUUAAAUCACUCUAUUUUCGGUGGAGUUGUAUAAAUAAAAUAAUCAAGAUUAAAAAUUUGCAUGACAAUUAAGCUAUUAUCAAAUAGAUAUAGCAAAUACUUGUCAAUAACCCAUUCUAAAAUGACAUAAUUUUAAAGUAUGAAAAUAAAAUUAAAGAAAUUGAAGAAGAAAUGAAAAAGGUUACAUCUAAGUAUGAUGAUCUUAAUCUCUAGAUUAUUUAUGAAAAAAGUGAAAAAGAUGAAGCCUUGGCUGAAAAGUAAGUAAUCUAAGAGAUGUUGGACUCUUCUAACAAAAAAAUUAUUGAAUUAAAAGAAUAAAACAGAAAUAAAGAAAGUAGAAUACAAUUAUAUUAAAAUAUAUUGAGCAGCAUUUAUAAGCAUAUUGGAGUUAAAAUAGAUGAUUCGUAAUUUGAUGCUGUAAAUUUAGAUGAUGAAAAGAAAACUUCAACUAAAGAGUUUAAAAAAAAAAUGGCUAAAAUAGAUAAAACUUCUCUGAGAAGAUUAAGAGAAGAGUCUAUUAUUGGGGAAAAGAUGUUAGAUACCCAUGAAGAAAUUUUCUAAAAUUUGCCUACAUAAACUGUUGGAACAAUGACUGAUUUAAUGAAUCUCUAAAUACCAAUUGUGUAUCAGAAUUCUAUUGAGAAAUAACUUAAAUAAUCAAAAAAAGAAAUAGCUGAAUAAUUUCAAAAAUAAUUUGACACUCUUCAAAAUUAGUUUACGAAUGAGAUAAUUUAGCAAAAGAAAAGCUAUGAAGAUGAAAUUCAGAAACUCAAGUAAAAUGCUCAAAGCAGGAGUCAAUCUCGUAAAACUUCGACAAGAAAGUCAGAUUUGAUUUAAGCUGUUUAAGGUGAGUCAAAAACAAGCAUAUAAGAAUCAGAACUUGAAGAUAACAUUGCAGAUGAUUUAAAUCAAUAAGAAAUAAAAAACAUUAAUCCUGUUUUUUCUAUAGAACCUUAAAAUAAUAGAAAAUCAUUCUUCCUCUAAGCACUUACUCAGAUGGGGUUAGACAAAGAAGAUUAAGAAGCGUAGACAGAUAACGAAUUUUUAGUUAAUUAUGAAACUACAAUUGAGAAUUAAAAGAAAUAAAUUGAUAAUUGUUAAGAAGAAAAUAAUAAACUUUUAUCUUAAAUUGCUAUGCUUUAAUAAGAUCUCCAAAAAUUAAAAGAGCGUCCAAUAGUAAUUACAGAUUAAAGAUUAUAAAACACGGGUUCUUUCUUGAUGACACCUCAAAAGACUAUAAGAAGUGACCAUCAAUUAGUUGAAACAGAUGGUAGACCAUACAAUAAUAUUGCAGAUUUCAUUUAAGAGCAAGAUUACAAAGUAGAUAUGAAUAAUUAGCAAUAAUAGGAAUCUGGUUAUGCCAGCCCUGACUCAACAGAAAAUAGAUUAACAUCUUAAUUUAUUACAAAAAAAAAUAACUUAUCUAGUAAAGAAGGAAUAACUAUUAAAAGAGAUAGUUCAAAACCAAUAAAAGGCAAAAAGAAGAAAGUAUUUGAUAGACUAUUCUAAGACUCUAAAGACAAAGCUAAUCGACUCGAGCUGUUAAAAAAACAUCUUGAUUAAAUAGAGUCAUUUUAAUGGGAAGAAAUACUAACGAUGCUAAAUCUUUAUUCUAAAGAACAAGACCAAAGCAAUGAUGAAGCUUUUUAUUACUUAUAAUAAAAAAUACUUUAAGAUAAGGUAAUCCCUUAUGCUGAAAGAAACUAAGCAGCAAAUCGAGAGAAGAAUUUAAGAGAUUUUGUCCUAAACUAAUAGACAGGAAAUCUUACUUAGGAGCAAAUAUAAAAUGUGCAAAAUCAAUCAAAUUAUCUAGUUAAUAAAAUGAAUAAGAUACAAAAAACUAUUACAAGAGCAGAGUAUUUUUAUAAAAAAUCACCAGAAAGAAAUAGUUUUUAAAUAUCAUAAGAGGGUAAAUAAAAUAUUACUCGUAGGUAGUCUCUCAGCCCUAACUCUUAAAGAGAAUGUGAUGAGAAUAUAGUUACCACAUUUUAGGAAUUAAAUUAGGAGAAUUAUGAUAAAAAAAAGCAAUAUAUGGAUCACUUGUAUGAUAAUUUUAAAAAGCAUAAUAACAGGAUAAGAAGUUCGAUUAGUAAUAACACAUCAUAAGAUGAUUAGUAGAUGAAAAUAUAUUUCUUGGAUAAGAAAAAAAGACUUUCUAAUAUACCUAGAAUAACAAUAGAUGAAGCUAAAGGCCUCUCUUUCUAUGAUACUCAAAACAGAAGAAGCUUAAAUAGUGGAACAUCUCAAAGAAAAAAAUCUAUAAUUCUAAAUACUGAAGAAACAAUUACCUCAAAAAAUUCUUCUUAUAUAAAUACGUCAAACUCUAGAACUCAAUCUUAAGAGAGCCCAAGAAAUAAACUUUAUUCCCAUUUUAAAUAAAGACCUAUAAACUCUUCAUAAGAAAAUAAAAGGUUAAUUACAAAAAGGACAGUUAUAAAUACAGAGAAAGUACUCAAACAAAAAGAUGAUUAAAAAAUGGCUAAUCAAUAAAUCUCUGAAAAAUGCGAAAAAAUAAAAGAUUCUAUCAAAUUAACUAUCAAUUAAAAUAACAGUGUCUUUAUACCUGAUUCUAUAUUUUCUAUCAUGAAAGGAAAAAAUUAUCAAGGAUAGUAGUCAAAUGAAACUCCCAAUAAUUAUUAGCACAACUUGAAUCAAGAAUGA
Molecule: messenger RNA, 4218 nt
Organism: Tetrahymena thermophila SB210
Lineage: Eukaryota; Ciliophora; Oligohymenophorea; Hymenostomatida; Tetrahymenidae
Exons: 12
Source: RefSeq, a predicted model, not a curated record